ACGAUCCCAGUCAGUCAGUGUGAGUGGAUCUGCCGACAGCGAAGGAUGGGUGUUACGGCUAAAAUUCUGGUCUUGUUACUGGCCAUUGGAGGCGGGUUGGUCUACAGGAAUGUGAGCCAACUGUGGGCCGACUUGCCCAUUCCCCAGCUGGAUCCUCAGCAGUGGUGGGGCGAUGAAGCCGAGCCGAAGGACUAUGCCGCCUACCUAGCCAACAGUUCGGAGGUGAUUGGCAAUAGGCUUAGCUACCCGGAGAAGACCAUUGCUGAUUUGAAGAGUCGCCUCAAUCGCACCCUGCGCUUAACGCCUCCCCUCGAGGGCGUGGCUUUCGAAUACGGAUUCAAUACGGAUUACCUGAAGGAGGUCGUGGAAUACUGGCGUGACGACUACCUGCCUCGUUGGCGCGAACGCGAGGUGUUCCUGUGGCAGUUCAACCACUUCACCACCGAAAUUCAGGGGCUACGCAUGCACUUCCUCCACCUGAUGGUUUACGACGACAACAAAGUGGGCAAGCAGCACUAUCCGGUGCUCUUGCUGCACGGCUGGCCGGGAUCGGUGCGGGAGUUCUACGACCUCAUCCAUCUGCUGCACCAGACCAACCUGGACAAGAACAACAAGUACAUCUUCAACGUGGUGGUGCCCAGUUUGCCGGGCUAUGGCUGGUCGGAGGGCACUUCGCGGAAGGGUCUGGGUCCCGCUCAGGUGGCCGUUAUAAUGAGGAAUCUUAUGCUGCGCUUGGGCUACGACAAGUUCUUCAUCCAGGGUGGAGAUUGGGGCAGCAUCAUUGGCAGCAACAUGGCCACCUUAUAUCCGGAAAAUGUCCUUGGUUACCACUCGAACCUGUGCAACAGUAUGAGUCCUAAAUCCUUGGUUAAGGGUUUUGCGGCCGGUUUUUGGCCCAGUUUGUUUGCGCCCUCCGGCUUUGGGGAUUUCUUCUUCCCGAAGUCCAAUGAACUGAAGUACCUGAUGGAGGAGAGCGGCUACUUCCACAUCCAAGCCACCAAACCGGACACCAUUGGAGCCGCACUCACCGACAAUCCAGUGGGACUGGCCGCCUAUAUUCUGGAGAAGUUCUCCACGUGGACCAAUCCCAGCUACCGAUCACUGAAGGAUGGUGGACUCACAAAGCGCUACAAAAUGGACGCCCUGCUGGACAACCUGAUGAUCUACUACCUGACCAACUCGAUCACCACCUCGCAGCGUCUGUAUGCGGAGCAGUACGCCCAGGAGCAGCGGAACUUGCGCCUGGAGAGGGUUCCCACUAAAGUGCCCACGGGAUGUGCCCGGUUCAAGAGUGACAUCAUGCAUUUCCUGGACAUCCAGUUGCAGGACAAGUUCACGAACCUGGUGCACAGCACCUACCACAAAAAGGGUGGACACUUUGCCGCUCUGGAGGUGCCAAAGGUGCUCUACCAGGACUUUAUCGAGUUUGUAAAGACGGUGGAACGCAAAUUUAGAAUUAAGUCGCUGUAAAUGUUUUUUUUUUAUAAAGACGCCUCCUUUUCAAAAAGGGCGGUUUUGUGUUGUUAUCGAUAUCUUAUUUGGUUUUGAUCCUGGAAGGUAUACAUUUUUGCACUUUACCUAAGUUGGGCUUUAAAAUAAAGGCAUACCAAAAUGUAAUUAGUUAAGGGUAACCAAAAAGAGUUAAACAUUAAAUUUUUUUAAAAAUAAAAAAAAAAAAAUAAAAAAAUAUACAUCAAUUGCAAAAUACAGAUUACA
Messenger RNA from Drosophila elegans, 1716 nucleotides. It is a transcript of the gene Jheh1, whose product is annotated as juvenile hormone epoxide hydrolase 1. Lineage: Eukaryota; Metazoa; Arthropoda; Insecta; Diptera; Drosophilidae. The transcript has 4 exons. Gene Ontology annotation, molecular function: epoxide hydrolase activity. Gene Ontology annotation, biological process: epoxide metabolic process. The coding region runs from base 46 to 1470 and encodes 474 amino acids. The record is from RefSeq and is a predicted model, not a curated record.